UAGCUGCAGGCAACCAUCGCAGUCGAUUUCUGGAGACAUCGAUUUUUGUUUCAGCUCUACUUCAAAUCGCAGCCACAAGAAAUAUAUUGCCCUUCCCCGAAAAGGAAAUAAAUAGGAAUUGUGAGCUUGAACCACCUAGUAAAUAUACCCGAGUAAAUCGCCGUUUGGAGUCCAGCGCUUUUUUACCGAUCCAGCGAAAGCAACAACAAGCAAGCCCGGCGGACUAGUGUUGUCUAGUAAUUACGCAAAAAUUCCAUUGCCCACACACGCACACAGACGCACGAGCUGCGGAAAGAAACGGAAAGUGAAGUGAACUACGUAGAGAGGCAAAAAGAGCGCAAAAUGACUUCCGAUAUCGCCAUGCAACUGAUUGCCAUUUUGGAGAAGACGGUCUCGCCAGACAAAAAUGAACUGCUAUCGGCGAAGAACUUCCUUGAGCAGGCGGCGGCCAGCAAUCUGCCCGAAUUUCUCAAGGCGCUGUCAGAGAUCCUGGUGAACACGACAAACAGCGCGGUGGCACGAAUGGCAGCCGGUCUCCAGCUGAAGAACCACCUGACCAGCAAGGAUGAGAAGAUCAGCCAACAGUACCAGGAGCGCUGGCACCAGUUUCCCAGCGAGAUCCGUGAGCUUAUCAAGAAUAACAUCCUGGCAGCCUUGGGUACUGAGAACACGCGACCCUCUUGCGCCGCCCAGUGCGUGGCCUAUGUGGCCGUCAUCGAGCUGCCAAUGAACCGCUGGGCAAUGCUCAUCCAGACCCUGGUAAACAAGGUGGUCAGCGAAGGAUCCAGCGAAAUGCAUCGCGAGGCGGCGCUGGAGGCAAUUGGCUACAUCUGCCAGGACAUUCGCUUCGGCGUUCUAGAGAACCAGUCCAACGAUGUGCUCACCGCUAUAAUCCACGGCAUGAGGAAGGUCGAGCCGAGCAAUCACGUCCGCUUGGCAGCCACCACGGCACUUCACAACUCGCUUGAGUUUACCAAGUCGAACUUUGAGAAGGACAUGGAGCGCAACUUCAUCAUGGAAGUGGUGUGCGAGGCCACUCAGUGCCAGGACACGCAGAUCUGUGUAGCCGCUCUUCAGUGUCUGGUGAAGGUUAUGACCCUUUACUACCAGUUCAUGGAGCCCUACAUGGCACAGGCCCUCUUCCCGAUCACUUUGGCCGCCAUGAAGGCGGAAAACGACGCUGUGGCUCUGCAGGGUAUAGAGUUCUGGUCAAACGUCUGCGACGAGGAGAUCGAUCUGGCAAUCGAGAGUCAGGAGGCCACCGAUCAAGGCAGGGCCCCGCAGCGGGUAUCCAAGCACUACGCCCGUGGUGCUCUGCAGUUCCUGACGCCCGUGCUCGUCGAGAAGCUGACCAAGCAGGACGAGUGCGAUGACGAGGACACCUGGAGCCCGGCGAAGGCCUCCUCCGUCUGCCUUAUGGUGCUGGCCACCUGUUGCGAGGAUGAGAUCGUGCCACAUGUCCUACCCUUCAUCAAGGAGAACAUCGAGUCUCCCAACUGGCGAUUCCGCGAUGCUGCGGUAAUGACCUUUGGCUCAGUGCUGAACGGAUUGGAGACCAACACCCUGAAGCCGCUCGUGGAGCAGGCCAUGCCCACGCUGAUCAGGCUGAUGUACGACUCUAGUGUUAUUGUGCGCGACACCACCGCCUGGACUUUCGGGCGAAUUUGCGAUAUCAUUCCCGAGGCUGCCAUCAACAAGACCUACCUCCAGACUUUGCUGGAGUGCUUCGUGAAGAGCUUGAAGUCGGAGCCAAGGGUGGCUGCCAAUGUGUGCUGGGCUUUCAUCGGACUUUCAGAUGCCGCCUACGAGGCAGCUGUCACCACCGAGGGCGAGACCCCGGAGACCUAUGCCCUGUCGCCGUACUUUGAGUACAUCAUCACCCAGUUGCUGGAGACAACCGAUCGAUCGGAUGGGGCUCAGGCCAAUUUGCGCGGAGCUGCCUAUGAAGCACUCAUGGAUAUGAUCAAGAACUCGCCUCUGGAUUGCUAUUUGGUUGUGCAGCGCACCACCCUGGUGAUUCUGGAGCGUUUGAACCAGGUGAUGCAGAUGGAAACACAGAUCAACAACCACAGCGAUCGCCAUCAGUUCAACGAUCUUCAAUCUCUCUUGUGCGCCACUUUGCAAAGUGUUUUGAGAAAGGUCCAUGAGCAGGAUGCUCCUCAAAUUUCUGAUGCCAUCAUGACAGCCCUGCUGACAAUGUUUAACUCGAGCGCUGGAAAGUCGGGCGGUGUGCAGGAGGAUGCCUUCCUAGCCGUUUCCACACUGGUGGAACUUCUGGGAGUGCAGUUCGCCAAGUACAUGCCCGCCUUUAAGGACUUCCUCGUUAUGGGUCUGAAAAAUCACCAGGAGUACCAGGUUUGCUGCGCUUCGGUCGGACUCACCGGCGACAUUUUCCGCGCUCUCAAGGACCUGAUGGUGCCCUACUCCGACGAGAUAAUGUCCGUAUUGAUGAACAACCUAGCUGAACCGAGUCUGCAUCGCAGCGUCAAGCCCCAGAUCCUGUCCGCCUUCGGGGACAUAGCUUUGAGCAUUGGCAACAACUUCCUAAAAUAUCUGAACGUGGUCCUAGAUAUGUUACGAGCUGCGUCCAAUCUUCAGACGGACGCCAACAACUUCGAUAUGAACGAAUACAUCAACGAGCUGCGUGAGAGUGUCCUCGAGGCCUACACUGGCAUCAUCCAGGGUCUCAAGGGCCUGGACCAGACGGCUCACCCUGACGUGAUGCACAUGGAGCCCCACCUGAUUCACAUAAUUUCCUUCAUCAAGCGCAUAGCCCAGGAGGGUGACGUGUCCGACUCGAUGAUGGCCAGUGCCGCUGGUUUCAUCGGCGAUCUGUGCACCUCUUUCGGACCUCGUCUGUACCCGCUGCUGGACGAUGCGAUCAUUACCCACUUCCUUGCCGAGGGCAAGCGCUCCAAGGGGCAGCGCACCAAGAUGCUGUGCACUUGGGCCGUCAAGGAGAUCAAGAAGAUCAAUAGCCAGGUCAUCGCGCAGUAGAUCGCCUGCUAAAGGUUAAUGUUUCCCUGCUUCCCACCAGACCCUCAAGAUUGUAUGUAAUGCAGCCAAACUGUCAUGUCCGAAUUCUCUGAUACAAGAUUCUAUCUGCUAAGUUUGUUUGUCCGAUAUAUUGUUGCUGUGCAACUAAACUAGUAAAUGCUAAGACAAAUUGUUUAUAAAACCCCACUAGCUUUAAGCUCAAAACCGAACCUCUGUUUCGACCUAAUAUUUUAUUUAAGACCUGUUAAUCAUCGUGUGAGUUUAUUACCCCCUAUCCAUUGUCCUCGCUCGGUAAUGCAAACCCCAAAAACUGGCUGUCCAUUGACUAAUACACAAAAAUGAGAAUUAUCGCUGCUUGUAAUUAUGACUUCUAUAAGAAAACGGCUUUAAGGGCAGCCUCUUUUUUUGGGAUUGCUCCAGAGUCCGGCGAUUUAGUAGCCCGAUUUUAAGCUUAACCCAAAGGCUAACAAAGCUGUUAUACAAAAUUAUGUAAAAUUUAAAUUUAAUUGUAAAAAUCGGUAGUACAUUAUUGCGUUAACAAGUAAAAAACAUUAAAUGCA
Molecule: messenger RNA, 3557 nt
Organism: Drosophila biarmipes
Lineage: Eukaryota; Metazoa; Arthropoda; Insecta; Diptera; Drosophilidae
Gene: Fs(2)Ket
Product: importin subunit beta
Exons: 7
Coding region: 343-2997 (884 amino acids)
Biological process (GO): protein import into nucleus
Cellular component (GO): nucleus; cytoplasm
Molecular function (GO): small GTPase binding; nuclear import signal receptor activity
Source: RefSeq, a predicted model, not a curated record